Paramecium tetraurelia is the source of this 423-nucleotide messenger RNA. RefSeq lists its product as uncharacterized. The record is from RefSeq and is a predicted model, not a curated record. Lineage: Eukaryota; Ciliophora; Oligohymenophorea; Peniculida; Parameciidae. The transcript has a single exon.
AUGAGCAAUUCCCGAAAGAGAUUAAUUCGCAAUUCACCAGAUAAAAAUUCAAAUCAUACAGAAGCUCUAUCAGAUAUUGAAGAAGAGUAUAAUCUUAACAAUUAUAAGUACGAUGGCAAAAGUUAAUAUGAUUAGAAAAAAUAAAGUGAACAAUAAUUAAAUGUCUAAAAGCAAUCUUAACAUUCAAAGGUAGAAAAACUAACAACACAGAUUUCUGAAGUAUUAGCAACACAAAAAACACAGAAAUAGACUAAAUCGUAAAUUCCAGCAUAACCUUAGAAGAAACCAUCCACUUAAAGAAUACCAAAUUAACCUAAUUUAUUUCAAUUUUUUGGAAAGUGUGUACCAAAUUAACCCUUCAUUUGGUUCAUAAGGGAAACAAAAGGAGACAAUGAAAAAACUGUCAGUCGAUAUUAAUGUUGA